AUGGAGCCGAUCGGCGCGGCAGCAUCUCUUGUUACUUUAUUGGCAGUCUCGAAGGGCAUUGCUGAUAGAGGUCUGCUUUUGGUCAAACGAUAUCGAGGGUAUUCUGCGGCCCAGGCUGUGGUCCGAGAUCGGUUGCUUCAGCUGGAGGUACAGCUCAGCCUGCUCAACGAAGUCAAGAAAGCCAUCUCAGAAUCCAAUAUUCUAUCGGAUGACGUGAAGACACAACUUUUAGAAAGUCUUUGUAAUACUCACUUCUCAUUUGAGUCGAUACGAGAUCUUUUGGCCCAAAAUUCUGAGGAGGGAGGAACUCGAGCACGGCUGCGAUGGGCUCGAAAAGGCGAGGCUGAGGUUCGAGACUGGGUCGAAAAGCUUGCUCAACAUGGCCAAAGCCUAGGCGAUCUGCUCAGUACUCUCCAGGUCAAACUGUCAGCGCAUUCACUCAAAAUAAGCGAAGCUUCCGACAGCAAACUGGCUCUCAUCGUCAAGAAUCAAGAUGAAGAGAAGCAAACCAAAAAAAUCGCUCGAUUUAGGGAAAUUCGCAAUAGGAACGAAAGAGUCAGGUCUAGGUCUGACGAAGGCAUGCUCUGGUGUCUUCUUCUCCGGCUACCACCCGGUAUUCGCAAUCUCACAUUCCUACAAAAUUACAAAGUUCAAUUCAGCUUCUCGGUCCUAUGCAAGCCGAUAAUACCACACAAUAUAGUGCCAGAUUCGGCAGAGAUCUUUGAAGCUUGCAAGUCUGGCGAUGCACUUGGUGUCAAGCAUAUCCUGGAUUCAGGAGAGGCUAGUCCCCGCGAUACCACAUCACAAGGCUCAACACCUUUGCGAUUCGCAAUCGAAAGUGGCUCGAUGUCACUCGUACAGCUACUUCUAGAUUACGGAGCAGAUCCGGAUACACCAUUUGGACAGAUGCAAACGUCACCGAUCGCAUGGGCCUUUGGAGCUCGCCAAAUAGAAAUUGCACGCUUCCUCCACUCUCGAGGCGCAGACAUCGAUUCUCCAAACACAAACGGAUGGACACCGCUCUUCUACCUCUUCGGCUCAAUCGGUAGCGUCGACCAAGACCAUUCCCCAAAACCACCAGAACCAUCGCUUACAAACAACUCCCCGAUAUCAGAGUACAUCCAAUUCCUCACCUCCUCCUCCCCCCUCCACGACAUCAACGCCCGCGACUCCCGCGGCUUCACCAGCCUCCACCGCGCCUCCAUCCACGGCCAAGGACCAGACAUCCUCCCCUUCAUCCACGCACAAGCAUGUCUCUCCCCAAAGACCAAACUCCUCCAAUAG
Molecule: messenger RNA, 1284 nt
Organism: Cadophora gregata
Lineage: Eukaryota; Fungi; Ascomycota; Leotiomycetes; Helotiales; Ploettnerulaceae
Exons: 4
Coding region: 1-1284 (427 amino acids)
Molecular function (GO): protein binding
Source: RefSeq, a predicted model, not a curated record